UGCACGUCUGUAGGAAGCUUGGAAUCCCGCAAAAAGUGUGAGAAUUUCGCACAAAUUAAAUAUUUUUCUUGCAUCUUUGCUUGCAUUUGAAUUAUAAACAGCGUAACUACCGUCUGAGGGAAUGCCCUCUCGUGUUCUUCACUACAAUACCGACGAGACACUUAAAAUAUUUAUUCGAUUAUUUGUCAAGAUGAACUUCACUGAGCAAAGUCUUCAGAGUGCACUACCUCAGUUUUCAGAGAUUUCGGUUCGUACAACAACACCUAGUUAUGUAUCAUCUAGCAGUGAUCCUCUUCUUUCAAAUCAUAGCACUGUUUACACGACUGCUGCAGAUACCAAUACCAAACAAAUUUUUAUUAAUAUGCACAACAAAUACCAAAAUACAGUCUUAAAUUUAGCUGAACCCAAUGUUUUUGUACAGUUCUGUGAAAAGCCAAAUCUGCAAUCAUUAAAUAUUCCUGCUUGUAAUCAAAAUAAUGCUAUUCUUAAUGUGCAGUCCCAGAUCUUGCCUAUGAAGAUUAUUCAGAACAUGUAUGUGGCCCAAGAUGGAAAUAUUGAAAAACAAGAUGUACAUCAUGUAAAAAAUGAAUCAGAAGAUACUAACAAUGAUCAUUUGUCACAGCAAAAUUUAGUUAUAGAAUACUUACAAAAUAUCCGGUCAGGUGCACUCCCUCUAUCACUCCAACAAAUAAUAAAAAUUCAGUCAGAGCAAGUAAAAAGAGAAAAAGAGGAUGAACCUAAAAGUGAUCAAGUUCAGAAUAACAUUUUAAACAUUCCUAGUGUUCAAAUUUAUAAGACAGCACUAAAUGAUAGUAGUCAGUUUUUAAGUGACAACACAGUUUUAACUCUAAAUCCAAAUGACGUAAAUAUUCAUAUGGAAAGUCAAUCUGAAAAUCACAGUAAUGUUAAUACUCAAACCCAAACCCUCACUCAGAAUUAUAAAGCUACCCAAAAAGUAGAAACUGGUAAUUCGAAACCUGCCAAAAAGACCCAAUUUAGAGCUAAAAUGGGUGAGAUCAAAGUAAUUCUAUCUAUUGAUGGCAGCCCUUUGUAUCAGUGCCCAGAGUGCAGCAGCCAGUUUCAGCAAAAAGUCGAUAUUAAUGAUCAUAUGCAAAAGCACUUGAUGGAGCGAAAGUACAAAUGCACGGAUUGUGGAGCAAUGCUGAAGCGCAAGGAGCAUCUGGAUCAGCAUAUACGCGGCCACUCGGAUGAGCGUCCGUUCAGGUGCAAAGUAUGCCCAAAGGCCUUCAAACGUAACGAGCAUCUGACCAGGCACGCCGUCACUCACUCAGGCGACAAAAAUUAUUUGUGCCAGAUCUGCAACAAAGCGUUCUCGCGUAAAGAUCAUCUAAGUAAGCACACUCAAACACAUCUAGGUAUCAGAAAGCCCAAAGUGAAGAAGGUCCCCUCUACGGUGUCUAAUGAAGCAAGUGUGACCAUGAAUACUACGGCAACAACUUCAAUGCUCCUCAGGCCAGAUCUUAAUAACUUUCUAAAAGAGGGGAGUAUCAAGCCGGAAUCGAAAACACAGCAGCUGUUCCAACAAAUUCAAAAUAUGCCAGAUUCAAGCAAACUUGUAUUCUCCAUGCUUCACGAGCACGUGUUUAAAGAUAACGCCGGUUUGCAUCAUCAGGCCGUCAAUAUGAAUGAGAUCUUACCACAAAGCACGAGGUACCUCGCACCUUCGUAAUUUUUUCUUUUUUUAACCUUUUCUGAUCGUUUCAAAUUAACUGAGUGCGUAUACUUACGCGCAAUUUUACCAUGAAGUAGUAGUUAGCCGAAAAAAAACUUUUAGAGUCGUAUUUGUAGACUAGGUGGUUUUUUAUAUAUAAAAAAAAAAAAUGUAAAUGUUUUAAAGAUAAGUAAGUAAAUUAAUAUUUUUAGAUGCCUAGAUUUACAUGAAAUUUUGUACAAGCGAUGAGUGAGUGUGA
Messenger RNA from Copidosoma floridanum, 1931 nucleotides. RefSeq lists its product as uncharacterized. The record is from RefSeq and is a predicted model, not a curated record. Lineage: Eukaryota; Metazoa; Arthropoda; Insecta; Hymenoptera; Encyrtidae.